AUGCGACGAGGAGUGAUAGAUUCUCCCCCGGAGAUUAGGGUUUCAGAGAGAAGAGAGAAGAUGGAGAGGUGCUUUGAUAGGGAGGGAGAUGAAAAUUACAAAAUGGCCGGGCCGGGUUUUAGGAAAUUCAUCAAUUCUGGCCCGAGCUUAGACUGGAUCACUAAACAAGGAUGUGAAGCUUGUCAAAGACAUGGACCGAUCCAGCAGGUUCCUUCGGUUCCCAUGAACCCAGUAGUCAAGCCAUGGCCAUUCAGAGGAUGGGCAAUGGACCUCAUUGGCAAGAUUUAUCCAGCCAGCAGCCAACAACAUUGUUUCAUCAUUGUAGCAACGGAUUAUUUUACCAAAUGGGUAGAAGCCAAGCCUGUUAAGUCUACCACGUCUCAAGAAAUCAUCACUUUCAUAGAGGAACAGAUCAUACAGAGAUUUGGUAUUCCAGAAUCAAUCACUACCGAUAGGGGAUCUUCUUUCAUAUCCGGAGAUAUGCUGAACAUGGCAGAAGCGUUCAAAUUUAAGCUACUCCAAUCCACGCCUUAUUAUGCUCAAGCCAACGGACAGGCAGAAUCAAGUAACAAAGUGAUAAUCAAUAUUAUUAGAAAAAUGCUUGAGAAAAAUCCAAAGCAAUGGCAUGAGAAACUGUCAGAAACAUUGUGGGCGUACAGAACUUCAAAAAGGGAAGCAACUGGCAUGACUCCGUAUGCCUUAACUUAUGGACACGAUGCAAUUCUGCCUAUGGAAAUUGCAGUUCAAUCCCUCAGAAUUGCUCAUCAACACGAACUAGUGGGAGAAGACUACAACCAGGCCAUGUUGUUAGAACUGGAAGGGUUGGAUGCAAGUAGGAUUGAUACCCUCAACAAACUCUUAGCAGGAAAACAGGCUGUGUCAAGAGCAUAUAACAAGAGAGUUAAAAACAAGAGUUUUGAAGAAGGAGAAAUAGUCUGGAAAGCAGUUCUGCCCCUCGGAACACAUAUAGCUGGUUAUGGAAAAUGGUCACCAACUUGGGAAGGACCUUUCAUAAUUAACCAAGUCCUAGGAUUAGGGGCGUACAGACUACAGGAUCGAGAUGGAGAAGUCCAUGCUGCGCCAAUCAAUGGCAAAUGGUUAAAGAAAUUCUAUCCAACUAUGUGGGAUUCACAGGCUGUGCAGACAGAUCCUGGGAUAGAAAGGCAACAACUUGAAACUGUUGUUUGA
Messenger RNA from Prunus avium (sweet cherry), 1188 nucleotides. NCBI's taxonomy places the organism in Eukaryota, Viridiplantae, Streptophyta, Magnoliopsida, Rosales, Rosaceae. The record is from RefSeq and is a predicted model, not a curated record.